UAUUUUUCUCUAUUGCCGCUUUUGGUUCCUCCUCCUCCUCCUCCUCUUCGGCGGAUCCAUCCCCCUUGUAAUGAGGGUGGGAGAGAUCGAAGCCGGAUCUGAUCUCUCGAGUUCCUGCUGGAAUUCGCCGCCGCCUCUCGGAACCAAGCUUCGGAUCCAGCUCUUCUCUUCACAUCCGUGAACCCGGAAGAACCUUAAAAUCAUCUUGCUCCAGCGGUUCCGAGGGCUUGCAUUCGGCCCCCUUCUUCCGACUGCGUUCCCUGGUGGAGAUCUCGAGUCGGUUCACUCUCGUUAGCACAGCUUGACGUAAGAUUGGUCUUGUUUUUGUGUUUGUGUUUGUGUUGGCAAUUAUGGUUUCUGCUGCUCGAUCUUGGUUCUGAAUCGUAUCCCGUAGGCUUCUGUUAGUUUGUUCGCCACUGUGUUUUUCUCCUUCAUAGUCUCCACGUCUCAUCUUAGGGCUUCAGGGAGGAGUAGUAGUUUUCUAGAUCAAUCGCAUCUAAUAAUGUCAGUUUCCUAUUUCAUUUCCACCAAGAAUUAUCGUUGUUGAUGUGUCGAAUCUUUCCACAUUCAAGUCCUCAAGUGGCAUCGGUAUUUUAGAUUCCGUGCAUGCCAUUCUUGUCGCCCAACUCCCGCAGCAAGAGCUUGAUCUAAGCGCCUCCACUAUUUUGGCACCAUGUGGAAGCAGUUCCUGAGUAAAUUACCUCACAAGUCUUUCCAAUCCGAUGCUUCUUUGGAUCUCACUCAUCUCCCGCCCGGCAACAACGGGACGGGUUCCGUGAACGGGAACUCAAUCCAUCGGACUAACAGUGACAAUGUGGUUUCCUCCCGAUCUACCACUAUGAAGCGGACUGCUUCUGCUAUCUUCCCAUCGAAUGUUGUCACUAGCGCCGAACCUCUACUGUUAUUCAAAGAUGUCCCUAAUGCGGAAAAACAGAACCUUUUCAUCAGUAAAUUAAACUUCUGCUGCCUUGUCUUCGAUUUCUCUGAUCCAAACAAGAACUCCACUGAGAAGGAUAUGAAGCGGCAGGUGCUGUUAGAUCUCAUUGGUUAUGUUGAUGCUGGGACUUCUCGGUUCACUGAACCUGUCAUUUCUGCUAGCUGUAAAAUGAUCGCCAUUAACUUGUUUAGGGCCUUCCCUCCAAACACGCGAUCCGGUAAUGGUGGUGGGGAGGCUGAAGAGGAAGUGCCAGUGUACGAUUCUGCUUGGACCCAUCUGCAACUUGUCUAUGAUUUACUUCAAAAGUUUAUAGAGUCCUCAUACCUUGAUAGUAAAAUAGGAAAGAAAUAUAUAGAUCAUUCAUUUGUCAUGAGACUGCUUGACCUCUUUGAUUCCGAGGAUCCCAGAGAGAGGGAUUGUUUGAAAACAAUAUUGCAUAGGAUCUAUGGAAAAUUUAUGGUGCAUCGCCCUUUCAUCCGAAAAGCAGUGAGCAACAUAUUCUACCGUUUUGUGUUUGAGACAGACCGCCAUAAUGGGAUUGUGGAGAUUUUAGAAGUUUUUGGCAGUGUGAUCAGUGGAUUUGCACAGCCUCUUAAGGAGGAGCACAAAUUAUUGUUGUGGAGGGUCGUGAUGCCUCUGCACAAACCAAAAACAUUAGGCGUUUAUCAACAACAGCUAACUUACUGUGUCACACAGUUCAUAGAGAAAGAGCCUAAGCUGGCAAGUUCAGUAAUUAAAGGGUUGUUGAGAUAUUGGCCAGUCACAAGUAGUCAAAAGGAAGUUAUGUUUCUGAGUGAGUUGGAGGAAAUCUUGGAGGCUACUAACACGGCAGAACUCCAAGGCUGUAUGAUCCCAUUGUUUCGGAGGAUUGGUUUCUGCAUCAACAGCUCCCACUUCCAGGUUGCAGAGAGGGCCCUGUUCUUGUGGAAUAAUAAUCAUGUGAUUAAUCUGAUGGCACAAAACCGGCAAGCAAUCAUGCCUCUGGUUUUGCCAGCUUUAGAGAGGAACCUCCAGAGUCACUGGAAUCAAACAGUUCUGAAUUUAACACAAUAUGUGAAGAAAAUGUUCUCUGAAAUGGAUGAAGAGCUAGUUUUGGCUUGCAAAAAGAAAUUUGAGGAGAAGGAAAAGAAGCAAAAGACAAUGGAGGAGAAACGGAGAUUGAUCUGGGAGCAUAUGGAGACUAGCACUGCCUUCCAUCCGGUAACUAGAAACACAACAGUCCUGGUGGUACCUGUAAUUGCUCCACCAAUUGCUGCUGCUCUUACGUAGUUGAAGGAUCGGAAAUGGUUUGGGGAAAAUGAGAAGGAAUAGGUUGAAAGGUGUUCAUUCUGCCCAAGUAUUUUAUCUCUCUCUCUCUCUCUCUCUCUCUCUCUCUCCUUGUGUCAUCUCCUCUAAUUACUGUGCUAGAAGUUGUUGCUGUGUGAAGGCAAUGCUUGUGAGAGUAAUCUCAAGCAUUUUGGGCACAUAUGCUAUUUAUUAUGAGCAUGGGCCAAUUUCCUUAUCCCUCGCUUGCUCACUUAUGGUUUUGUCUUAUCACAGUUUUGGAAAUAUUUCUCAAUGUUCUUUGCUAACCCAUCAGCAUGCGAUGCAUGCUUUUGUGGAACACUUUUGAUGAUAGGUGUAACACCUUUUUUUCAGUCAAAAACUAGACUGUUAUAUUA
Messenger RNA from Musa acuminata subsp. malaccensis (wild Malaysian banana), 2598 nucleotides. RefSeq names its product serine/threonine protein phosphatase 2A 57 kDa regulatory subunit B' kappa isoform-like. Gene Ontology annotation, molecular function: protein phosphatase regulator activity. NCBI's taxonomy places the organism in Eukaryota, Viridiplantae, Streptophyta, Magnoliopsida, Zingiberales, Musaceae. Gene Ontology annotation, cellular component: protein phosphatase type 2A complex. The record is from RefSeq and is a predicted model, not a curated record. Gene Ontology annotation, biological process: signal transduction.